Molecule: messenger RNA, 1215 nt
Organism: Trichoplusia ni (cabbage looper)
Lineage: Eukaryota; Metazoa; Arthropoda; Insecta; Lepidoptera; Noctuidae
Product: prenylated Rab acceptor protein 1-like
Exons: 7
Coding region: 129-731 (200 amino acids)
Cellular component (GO): Golgi apparatus
Source: RefSeq, a predicted model, not a curated record
UAUCAUAACUUGCUUUGCUUGAUUGAAUGAUGACAAAUUGAACAAUUGUGUACCGACAAACUGCCGUGUAAAUUAGGAUCGUUCUGGUUGAAAUAUAUUAAAGACAACAGUUUGAAGAUAUCUGCAAAAUGUCUGAAAACGUUAAUAUUGAUCUUUCGGGAGAAAUUAAUGCUACAGUAGAAAAGAAAGGUUUUCAAAAGUAUGUCAAUGAAGUGGAAUUGUUACUUCAGCAUGUGCGCAGCGGUGCUGGGCCAGCUUUGCUUAUGGGUGUCCUUGCAUCACGCAGACCAUGGACUCAAUUUGUUGCUACUGACAACUUUAAAGCUCCACCAUCUUUGCCUCGACUGUCCCGAAGAUUUUAUCGAAAUGUGGAAUAUUUUCAAGCCAAUUACCUGAUGGUGUUUCUGGGACUAUUUGCUUAUUGCCUAAUAACCACUCCACUUCUGCUGAUUGCUAUGGUAGCCAGUUUCUUUGGGUAUAGAAAGCUAACAUCAGGGCCCAAUACUUGGAAGCCAAAAAUUGGUGGCUGGGAGUUGACUAAGCCACAGCAGUAUGCAGUAGGGGCAGCAGGUUCCAUGGCUUUAUGCUGGCUUGCUGGGGCUGGAGCUGUGCUAUUUUGGGUGUUAGGCGCCACUGUUACGGUAGUGGCUUUGCAUGCUAGCUUCUUCGAUGCGGAGGCUUUGCCGGCUUCCGACGACCCGGAGCAGUUCCCCAUGAUAGAGCAGGUGUGACACGGCCACCUGCCGCUGUUCUUACCACCGCCCGGCCGCAUCACCCACCGUAUUAACGAACCAAACUGACACGCUUCGAAUAUGACAAAUAGUUUGCAAUACACAUAAUGCUUUUGGCGAGUCAUUUUGACAUUUCAUACUAAAUAUUUUUGGUUAAAAGAAGUCUUCGUUAUUAGCAUACAUAUUUAUCCAUAGCAAAAGUUAACCAAAGACCGAAUUGUCUUACCCUUCAAACUCUCAUGCACUUUUUAGCUUAAUACUUGGCGGGCCGGGUGACGCAGUCAGUGCAAAAACUAAAAGAGGAUUAGUAAAAUCAGUUUUCAUUCUCUCCUAAAGUGUAUAAGUAUGUACUUAAAUAAUACUUAUCGUUUAUUUUUGUAAUGUAGUCAAAGCAAUUGAUAUGGUGUAAUAAAAAUAAUUACCUAUAUUGCUCUAAUGCAAGUUACAAUUAAGCCAAGAUUUUCAAUGUAUUUGUUAUAAUGUA